Messenger RNA from Leptidea sinapis, 7859 nucleotides. It is a transcript of the gene raf, whose product is annotated as raf homolog serine/threonine-protein kinase Raf. Lineage: Eukaryota; Metazoa; Arthropoda; Insecta; Lepidoptera; Pieridae. The transcript is spliced from 12 exons. The record is from RefSeq and is a predicted model, not a curated record. Gene Ontology annotation, biological process: protein phosphorylation; signal transduction. Gene Ontology annotation, molecular function: protein kinase activity; ATP binding. The coding region runs from base 103 to 2295 and encodes 730 amino acids.
UUUCCUUUCGACAUGGCAACAAACAAAGUCGUCCUGUAGGCUGUGUCUAAUCUGCGCGAGUGUGCGCAAAGAAAAUUGAGUGAAAAUAAAAUUAGUAAAGAAAUGGCAGUUACUAGUGAAAAAGAAAUUUGUUCAAGAAAAAUUAAUGGAAGUAUACCCGCUUUAUCCCUUAACAGUGAUAAUAUGUCGACAUCUACGGAUAGUGACGACGUAGCCGAUCCAACAUAUGAAAUUCGAAAUAUUCAGAGCAUAAUAAACGUCACGCGUGAAAACAUUGAUGCUCUGAAUGCUAAAUUUGCUGGUUUGCAGCAUCCGCCGUCUUUGUAUCUCACGGAAUACCACGAACUUACAGCGAAGUUGCAUAAUUUAGAGUUGAGGGAGCGAUCACUGAGAGAGCUUCUGCAGUGUGAGUCGCCGGACCACAGCGAGGAGUAUUCGUGGCAUGAUGACUCCAAGAAGUAUGACACCCUCACCCGGCAGCCCAAAGUGUUUCUCAGAGCGCAUCUGCCGAACCAGCAGCGCACUAGUGUACAAGUGAAAGAAGGUGUUAGUUUACGUGAGGCGCUCUCGAAAGCGUUGAAACUUCGAAAUUUAACUUGCGAAAUGUGUGAAGUAGUUAGGACAGGAAAUAAAGAAGUGAUAUCUUGGGAUACUGACAUCACUAUGAUUGAUGCUGAGGAGGUAACGGUUCGGACACUAGACAAGCUACAUGUGAUGUCCCACAUGUCGCAUCAGUACACACGGAAGACAUUCUUCACGCUGUCAUUCUGCGAGUGCUGCAGAAGGCUGCUCUUCAACGGAUUCUACUGCUCGCAAUGUAACUUUAAGUUCCACCAGAGAUGUGCAGACAAAGUCCCUAGUAUAUGCCAUCAGGUCCGAAUGCCUGACACGUACUACGCAGCGCUGCUCGCCAAGAAUCCAGAGAACCAAGCCGGUAUUCUGUAUGUUUCGUCACAGUUCAGCUAUCCGAACAAACAGCAACACCCACGCUCACUGAACCAGCAGGACAGAUCCAACUCGGCUCCCAACGUGUGCAUCAACAUGGUGCAGCGACCGAUGACCCUGGCCGAACACCAGAGGAAACAGAAUCAGUGCAGCAGCAACUCGCCGCAGUCGUCCAACUACCUCUCGUCCACCCGACACAAUAAGGACGACAAGGAACGCGACCAGCACAGCCAAAGCACCCAGGCAUCACCGACGGGCACGCUAAGGCCACGGCGUGCCCGUGCCCGAAGCGCGGACGAGUCGUGGAAGCAUGCGUUGUCACCGCGCGAGAGCUACGAUGACUGGGUCAUCCACGCUGAUGAGAUCCUCAUCGGCGCCAGGAUAGGAUCCGGCAGCUUCGGGACAGUGUACAAGGCGCACUGGCACGGUCCGGUCGCGGUUAAGACGCUUAACGUUAAGACGCCGACGCCCGCGCAGCUGCAGGCAUUCAAAAACGAGGUGGCGGUACUGCGCAAAACGCGGCACUGCAACAUCCUACUGUUCAUGGGGUGCGUGUCGAAGCCGUCGCUGGCCAUCGUGACGCAGUGGUGCGAGGGCUCGUCGCUCUACCAGCACCUGCACGUGCUGGAGACGCCGCUGCCCAUGUUGUACCUCAUCGACGUUGCGCGCCAGACCGCGCAGGGCAUGGACUAUCUGCACGCCAAGAACAUUAUACACAGGGACCUGAAAUCGAAUAAUAUAUUUCUAAGAGACGACUGGUCGGUGAAAAUCGGCGACUUCGGCCUCGCUACGGCCAAAGUGAGGUGGUCAGACUCGUCGACUUGCGGCGGCGUGCAGUGGCAGCAGCCGACGGGGUCCAUUCUGUGGAUGGCGCCCGAAGUGAUCCGUAUGGAGGAGCCGGCGCCCUACACGUUCCGCUCGGACGUGUACUCCUACGGCAUCGUGCUCUUCGAGCUGAUGGCAGGAGAGUUACCCUACUCGCACCUCAACAACAAGGACCAGAUCCUGUGGAAGGUGGGACGCGGACUGCUGCGGCCGGACGCGCGGAAGUUGCGACAGGACGCUCCGCAGUCGCUGCGCCGGCUGUUUGAAGAGUGCAUCAACUUCGAGCGUGAGCAGCGGCCGCAGUUCCGGCAGAUCCUGGCGUCGCUGGAGGCCAUGCUGCGAGCCUUGCCCAAGAUCACGCACAGCGCUUCCGAACCCUGCCUGCAUCGCCAGCUGCACGCGUCGCACGACUACCUCGCCUACGCCUGUGCAUCGCCCAAGACCCCCGUCAACUUCCACUUCGACGUCGACACCAGUUUCCCCGCCUUCUACGGAAUUCCGGUUCCUAAUCAACGGCAUACUUAGAGCUAAGACGAGUGCGCCCAUCCAUUUUGCGUCAUCGCCGGCAAACGCUUUACUAUUCUAUCGCUGUGUGGAACGGUAUUAUGUCUUUGUAAAGUACUGCCUUUGAAAUCCUCUUGUGAUAUGCAGAACAUACUGUUUAAUGAUUUUAAUUUGUAAUAAAAGUCGUUGACUUAUCUGGUGUGAUUUCACAAACUGGAAAAUUUGUUUGAUACAGUGGAAUAACUUUGUAGGGUAAAUAUACCUAAUUUCAUGAUUAAUUGAUUAAUUCAAUAGGAAUAUGUAGGUAUAUUUUUAUGACUGCUGUGUGAUCAAAAUAGACACUUGUGAUUCAGGGUAAAUUCAUAUUAGAACUUACAUAGGGUAUAUGCAUAUUAUGAUUUCAAUAAGUAUUUUUUUUAUAUAAACCGUGUCACUUUUGAAUUAUGUUUACAUCAAUAUUUUAGCAAAAAAUUAAUUAUUUUUUACAAUUUGCGAAAAAUUCUGAGAUAUUAAAAGCGACACCAUUGGUUAGAGCGUUUUUGGUGAAAAGCAUAACAGAAAUUAUCUAUAUAAUAUGUCAGUUCACAAGCAAUCGAUUGAUUUUGUGGACUAUGACGUCAUAGUAGAUGCGUGCCUUGACGACAGGCGUUUGAAGUGUCCGAAGUGUGAAUUGACAUUUUCAACAAUUAUCUAUAUAUAUAAAAAUGAAUUGCUAUUCGUUCGUCUCGCUAAAACUCGACAACGGCUGGAUCGAUUUGGCUAAUUUUGGUCUUGAAUUAUUUGUGGAAGUCCUGAUAAGGUUUAAAAGGUGAAUAAAUAGAAAAAUGCUCGGAAUUAAAUAAAAACAACAAGUUUGUUUUUCCUUUGAUGUGUCCAUACAUAUCAUUUCUAUGAGAGAAUUUUUUGACGCACGGUUUGACAGUUCUGCUGUGAAACAAUUUCAUUACGACAGCAGGGUGCAUAUUUUACGAAGUAAUUCUUGAUGUUAUGAUAUAUUAUUGACAAAUUCAUAAAAUACAUUAUUUUAUUUAUUAUAUACAGAACAACGUCUGUCGGGUCAGCUAGUUUUUAAAUAUAUUUAAUAAUAUAUUUGAUUUGCUAUAGCUAUUUCAGCAUUAAUUACUUUCUAUUAUAAUAAGCGAUGUCAAAAAUAUAUGCAUAUUCCCUGUUGCUGAGCAAUACUAUAGUAUCAAGAUUUUAUUGCAAUUAUACAUUUUUCUGCCUAAAAUUAUUAUUGCAAAAGUCUUAAGAAACAGUGCGCGCUCAUAUUAUAUAUACCUACAUACAUAACUGGUGUUAAUAUUGGAUUGUUUUGAUUUCCUCCGGUGUUCCAAUGAGCAGUAUGUUCUGAAUGUUUGUAUAUUGUAAACUGUAUAUAUAAAUAUAGUUAAGUUAGGAAUGAGUAACGCGGGGUGAAUCGUAACCAUGCUACUACUAAAGUUUAUUCAAGAUGCAAAUUUGGAAUGGACCUAAUAACAUAGAACAAUGAUUUCCAAUGGAUUAUUUGAAACAACUGAUUAUUUGAACCAAAAUUAACGAACACGCCCUUCCAUACCUACCCGCUUUAUAAAUCUCGCAAUAUUUGUUCAACUCUUUAAGUUAUUUCGUGAACACCCGUUGAGUUGAAAGCGUUUGUAAUCUCCAUGGGAGCUGGUUCUAAUAACGCACAGUCCAUAAAUAAUGUUCAAAUAAAAAUUUGUUUACAGCGAAUGGUAGCUUGUUCCAGAUUAUGCCUUGUGGGAGUAAACUGAUUUUCAAUCAAAUAUACUAUAUACUAGCUGCCCACAACCUUAUUGAUUGUAUAAGCAGUUAAAAAUACUUUGCCUAUAUAUAGAGUUAUAAUAUUAUGUAGCCUAUAUUGGGUACGUUCUCCCGACCUCUUAUAAUUUUUUUUUAUUAACGCCUCAGCAACCACCCUUGCGUUUUAAAUUUCGUAAAAUGCAUUCUUAGCUGAACUCUACUCGACGAUAGGCUCUGGGCCCAUAGAUAUUAUGACAAGUACAUAGGUGGAAAUCUCUUAUAAUUUAAAAGACAUUUAAUCAUAUAAGGUACUUAUUUUUUGCAAAAGUAUCCCUGUAAAUAAAUUAAGUGGGGAUAGACGGGCGCACCUUUUCAUAAGUUAAGCGCAAGCGUCGACUGGUCCGUGAGCCUUCCCGCUUCUUACUUACGCACCUCGCGAUUAGCAUAUUAGCCGUAUGUCGAUUAAUUUUAGUGAGCAGUCAAUUGCUAUUUAUUUUUGAUGUUUUUUUUUAUUCAUAUAUGAUUAUUGAGUCAUCUCCCCAUGGGCCAUGAUUAAAUCAAACGAGUAAUUUCACGUCCAUUAUUUGUUAAUAAACACUCGUCUAAUGCGCAACGGGGCCCGGAGACAACUGACUCGCGACUUGUCAUUUGCACACGUCGACAGCUGUCCCCACAACAUCCCCCUUCUUAAAAGAAAACUUUUACAUGUCCUCACAUGAUCGCCAAACAUCACGACUCCGUAUCGGUAUUUGCUCAGUAGUACUAGCUUUAGGUCUUGCAUCUGUAGUGGUCCCGAUUCACCCCGUUAUACGUGUACAUUGUAUGAUAAAAACGACUUCUAGUGAAAUGAUUACUAUAGGAUUGUGACGCUAUCACAUUAGAUUUAAUGUGUCGGGUACGUGACUGGUCGAUGUCCAAGUAUCUGUUUCAAUGGUGAAGUGAUAGUGUGCGAAACAAAAUGGCGGUUACGUCAUUCGGUUUCGCGAUUAACGCUCACGGUGAAAGAAAACAAAAAUCUUCAUUCGAGUAGUUUUACAACUACCUACAUUAUUACACGCAAGGAAUGUUAAAUCAUCGUGAAAUUAUGGCGCAAGAGUUGUUUUUUUUUUACGAAAGUAUUAAAAUUUUCAUCACAAUAUCAACUGUUUAUGUGAAGCUAAAUCAAGUAGGUGUUUAGUUAUUUGGUACUUAAUUAAUUUUAAAAUGUGAUUCGAGUCUUCUAAUAAUAUUUUUUAAAGAAAGUUUACUGGUGUCAAUAAAGUUACGGUAAUAUAAAACUUUUUGUGUUCCCUGGCCGUUACUGUUCGGGACAUUUUUUGGUAAAUCACUUGUGUUUUGUUAAGUUCACAUUUUAGGGCAGCUGUUAUGAUUUUCCUGGAGCUGCAGGGUAACGGUAGUGAUCUCCAUUAGACAUGAUAACUUUAAAGAUCCAUUCCUGGCCGUCGGUUACUGACAAAUAUGAUGAUUCGACAUAUUCUUCAGAACUGCGAGGUGAUUUUAGAGUGUACAAAUUCAAUUUGAAACCAAAAUUUAUAAUCGUUGCGGGACUCAAACCCGCUGCCUCUCGGGUUUCGUCCGUUCGAGUGACGCAUGGUUGGGGUUGAGCAGGUUAUCAAUUGUUAGUAGAUUCUAUAGUUGGUGCCACAACCUGAGAGUUGAACAACACAUGCCAAGAUUAACGAUCCAUGCGUCACUCGAACGGUUGCCUCAGUUGGUAAGAGCGCCCUGAUAGAACCAGAGAAGUCGAAGGUUCGAGUUCCGUAUCGUUCAUAAAUUUUGGUUACAAAUUUAAUUUGUUUAAUUAAUCAUCACCGAAGUGAGGGAUUGACUUUAAAAAUAACAAAUUACUUAGAAUAUAGACUUACUCGACUUCAAAGACAAUUAAUAAUAAAUAUGUAUAAUAAUAUAAUUGGUUUCGUGUGAAAAUAAUUAAGGCGAAUUGUCGUUUGUGAUCAUGACUCACUCGGACACUCUUAUUUUUAACACAAUUUUAUUAGGUUGGUAUGUAUAGUCAAGGAAUUAUACUCGCGUACCGCAUUUAAGUCUAAAUUGUUGAUGACAGUUGAUAAUACUAAUGACGUUUGUGCGGAACGUACUGAACGAAUAUAAACUUUUAAGAUAUUUCAAGCAAUAAGUCAGCAAAGGCUACGCGAAUCAUACUCCUUGACUGUACCUAUAGAAUUGAAUCUUUAGACGUGAUUGUGAUGAAAGGGUUGGAUUGAAGUGAAGUGAUCAAGGACCGACGAGAAAGAAAAUGAUUUAAAUCUGCCUAUCUUACUUUUAUUAACUUUUGUUUCAUGACAAAAAGGGGCAAGACGAGCAGGUCGUUCAGCUGAUGGUAAUAAAUACGCCUUCCCCAUUACAAUGCAGUGCCUCUAAGAUUCUUGAAAUAGCCAAAAAUUCAGAGCGGCACUACAACUUCGCUCGUCGCCUUGAGACAUAAGAUGUUAAGUCUCAUUUGUUCAGUAAUUUCAGUAGCAACAGCGCCCUUCUGACGGAAACCCAAUAAUGGUUACACAUUACUGCUUCACAGCAGAAAUAGGUGGCGUUGUGGUACUGGUCUAUGAUUUAAAGGGACUUUUUAAUUAUUAGUAAUGUUCACGUCGUGAAUACGUUGUACAGUUUGAAAAUAUAAAAAAAUAUGCUAUAAAGACCGUGUUGUGGCUUAGUUCGAAUCGUAAAACUGCAAAAAAGAUUAUAAGUAUGCUCCGGUAUUAUGUGAUCGCUAUCGAUAUAGUUUGCAUUCUUAAACACAAAACACUUGUUGACGCCUGUUUUUGCCUUCUGAUUUUCGAAGAUUACUUAAUAUUAUUUUGUUGAAUUAUGAUUAUACAGCGUGGCGCUGCAAUGGCGACAUUAAACAAACACACGGAUAGAACUACAUAACAGUAAUCACAAUCUAAUAUUGUACAUAAUUCACCUAAAUAAAUCAAUUUUCCAUUCCAUCAAACAGCCGCGUGCUAGCGUGCCUAGUUACUCUAUUGCGUAGGUACUGACAGAUACUUAGCGCCGUCUCAUGCGACCACCUAAUUAAAGUUUUGUUUCCUUAAUCACGGACUAGUAAAAAAAUAAGGACUCCGUGUCACCUUACAUAACAGUGUAGCACCAAAACAAGCCGAUUAAAUACAUAGGCCCACGCACACACUUACACUACUACAGGCCGAUAGGUGGCCAUUAUGAGAAUUGUCAUCGUCUGUGACAGAUCAGUUUGCGUCUCAAUAAAAUAUUUAAAAAAUGCCGUCGUGCGAAAAAUUGUACAAACGAUACUUUAUAAGCAUUUGUGGCCAUAUAUGAUUAUUUAAGGGAGAAAAAAUUUUGUAACUAGUAUCCCCCGUAACUGCACACACUCUAGCAUAACGGUGCUUCACUUGCUAAUAUCACGACGCGGAGUCCUUCUUUUUUUACUCGUCCGUGUCCUUAAUAUAAAAUUUGUUUGUUCGAAAAUUUUUUCGAAAUAGCUCGGGGAAUUUUUCAAAACAUGAUUACUUACUCAAAAAAAUAUCUGCAAAGAAAUAAGAUUUUAUAAAAUAAUAGAAGGUGAAGUGGUAGUUUUUUUUUAAUAAGGCCAAUCAUUUAUAUGGCUAGUACCUACUGCGUCAAAGAUACUACAAACCUACUGUUUUCGGUGUUGUUACUCCGUCUAUGUUAUUCUCAGCCUGUGUUGGCGAUAGUACAUAAUAGUUUUGUACAUUUGAGCGCAUAAUAAAGUAUUAUUUACGUAAAUGUAAACUGAAACUCAUUCAAUUCAAUUGUAAAUAUAAUCUAGAGUGUAAUGUAACUUGUACACAGUAUAUUUAAUGCGUUAAUGAUUCUAAUGAACACAAUAAAUUAUUGUUUCGAUUUUA